Molecule: messenger RNA, 804 nt
Organism: Penicillium crustosum
Lineage: Eukaryota; Fungi; Ascomycota; Eurotiomycetes; Eurotiales; Aspergillaceae
Product: 60S ribosomal uL2 domain-containing protein
Exons: 5
Coding region: 1-804 (267 amino acids)
Biological process (GO): cytoplasmic translation
Cellular component (GO): ribosome; cytosolic large ribosomal subunit
Molecular function (GO): structural constituent of ribosome; RNA binding
Source: RefSeq, a predicted model, not a curated record
AUGCCUGUGUUGCUCCUAUUUCACUUCGAGACAGUCGCCAUGGGUCGUGUCAUCCGCAACCAGAGGAAGGGCCGUGGCUCCAUUUUCACGGCCAACACCCGCCUGAACAAGGCCCCUGCCCAAUUCCGGACCCUCGAUUUCGCUGAGGCUCACGGUUACACCCGUGGUGUCGUCAAGGAGAUCAUCCACGAUGCCGGCCGUGGUGCUCCCCUGGCCAAGGUCCAGUUCCGCCACCCCUACAAGUUCAAGAUGAUCACCGAGACCUUCAUCGCCAACGAGGGCAUGUACACCGGCCAGUUCAUCUACGCCGGUAAGAACGCUGCCCUGACCGUCGGCAACGUCCUUCCUCUCGCCUCUAUGCCCGAGGGUACCGUCAUCACCAACGUCGAGGAGAAGGCUGGUGACCGUGGUGCGCUUGGCCGUACCUCCGGUAACUACGUUACCGUUAUUGGCCACAACCCCGAGGAUGGCAAGACCCGUGUCAAGCUCCCCUCCGGUGCCAAGAAGGUCAUCAAGAACACCGCCCGCGGUAUGGUUGGUAUCGUUGCCGGUGGUGGCCGUACCGACAAGCCUUUGCUCAAGGCCGGUCGUGCCAAGCACAAGUUCGCCGUCAAGCGCAACUCUUGGCCCAAGACUCGUGGUGUUGCCAUGAACCCCGUCGAUCACCCCCACGGUGGUGGUAACCACCAGCACAUCGGUAAGGCCUCGACCAUCUCCCGCUACGCUACCCAGGGUCAAAAGGCUGGUCUCAUUGCCGCCCGCAGAACUGGUCUGCUCCGCGGUACCCAGAAGACCAAGGAUUAA